AUGGAAGUCCCAGCAGUAGAUCUGGUUACCCAUGUUGAAGAAUGUCCAUCAAUUGAUCUUAUAGAUAAUAAUUCGGAAGAUAGAUAUGAUGUAUGGAAAUUUUCGUUAAUUGGUAGAUUGGAUUUUUUUAGAAUUAAAUUUGUGGAUGUUGUUAUAAGUUUGAAGAAUCAAUGGAAAUUAACCUGUUCAUGCAAAAUGAUUCCUUUGGGAAAGGGGUUUUUCACAAUCAAAUUGGAGAAUAUGGAAGAUAAGAACUCAAUUAAAGCUGGCAAAUGGGAAGUUGCAGAUCGUGUUUUAAGGGUUCGGAAUUGGAUGCCUAAUUUCAGACCAGAAAAUCAAAGUACAUCAUCAACUAUGGUAUGGGUUCAUUAUCCUGGUCUUAGUUUUGAAUAUUGGGAUGAAAAAACCCUUUUCACCAUUAGUAGAGCAAUUGGCACACCAGUAAAGGUUGAUGAAGUUACUCUGAAUUAUGAAAAUGGUUUAUAUGCAAGAGUGUUGGUAGAUAUUGAUUUAGCACAAAAAAUUCCUAAUAAACUAUGGAUUAAAAACAAAUAUGGAGGAUUUAUGCAAAAUGUUUUGCUAACUAAGCUACCCAAAUUUUGUCCAAAUUGCAAGAUUAUUGGCCAUACUCAGCCAGAAUAA
Papaver somniferum (opium poppy) is the source of this 642-nucleotide messenger RNA. RefSeq lists its product as uncharacterized. The coding region runs from base 1 to 642 and encodes 213 amino acids. The transcript has a single exon. Lineage: Eukaryota; Viridiplantae; Streptophyta; Magnoliopsida; Ranunculales; Papaveraceae. The record is from RefSeq and is a predicted model, not a curated record.